This is a messenger RNA of Esox lucius (northern pike), 1649 nucleotides long. Its product is annotated as forkhead box protein H1. Gene Ontology annotation, biological process: regulation of DNA-templated transcription. Bases 709 to 1560 code for a protein of 283 amino acids. The transcript is spliced from 3 exons. Lineage: Eukaryota; Metazoa; Chordata; Actinopteri; Esociformes; Esocidae. Gene Ontology annotation, molecular function: DNA-binding transcription factor activity; sequence-specific DNA binding. The record is from RefSeq and is a predicted model, not a curated record.
UUUCAGGUCUGAAUCAGUCCCAUUUUAUUAGUUGUGAAUAAAGACAAAUGUUUCGGCCCUCGAGCGGAAUUAUAGCCCUGGGUUACACCUCUUCAGUAGACUUUGGGAGGAAAGUAAAUUUGGUUAUGAUUAGAAAAAAACUUGCACUGGACUGUUACCAAUUAACCUGCAUUAAAAAACGGAUAAUGAAAAGUAGAAAUGCACGAACUAGUUCUGGAAAAUAUGUCAAUGUUAAUAAGUUGUUAAUUUGUGGUUGCACAUUUGUCAUACAAUAAAAUUACCAAAAAGUAUAUCCUAACUUGCAAUUACUAAAAUGCUAUAAUCCAGUGGGAUUUCACAGUAGUAAUUAGUUCCCAAGUGCCUUGGUGAAAGCACAGUUAAAUCGUAUCUUUACCGUAUUGAAUCAGUGAUCCGAACUAGCGACUUUCCGAUUAAUGGCCUAAUCCUCUAACUGCUCAACUAUCGGCCACCCAGAGGAAUGGACAAACAGACAUGUUCCAUCCAGGACCCAACCCAAACGUUUAACACCUCUCAGUAUGAAAGGGUCAUGCUUAACAUGGACUGCACUGAUGUCCCAUUGUUCUACCGGAACAUAUAUCUUGAGGUCUAACUGGGACUCCAUUUCUAAUCCUGAGUUCAACUGAGGAGUCUUCUGCUAUCAGUGCCAUUUGGCGAACAACUCCACGAGGCAAUAUACCUGAGACCACGAUGGAAACAUUCCUAUCUCUCAAAGCUCCAAACAACGGGGUUCAGCGAAAGAAGAACCGACGUUAUGGCAAGCAGAAGAGCUUAACCUAUCUGGGACUGAUAUCUCAUGUAAUUCAGGGCUCUCCAGACAAGAUGCUCACAUUUAGUCAGAUAAUGGACAAGUUGGAAGCAUUUAUCUCAGGAAACAGAAAGGGCAUCGAAAACAACAUCCGAGUUUGCUUGUCAUCCCAUGACUGUUUUGUUAAGGUUCCAGCUGGUCCAUAUGUGACACAGUCAAAUAAGAACUUCUGGAAAGUCGAUGAGAGUCGAAUUACAGCUAAGAUGGCGCGACGCAACUUCAAGGGCAUACUCCAUCAAUUUCCCGAUUUGUACACCAAAGUGAGAAAGCAAGCAAAUCAAACGUCUGAGGCUUCCGAACGUUUAGCCACGACCGAACCACCAGCACCAGCUAUUUGCUGCCCUAAUAUCCAGAAGAGCAAGUUCACCAGUUCUUUCUCCAUCGAAUCCAUUCUAAACCAAAAGAGUCAACGUUCGUGUCCACAAAACCCUUCAUUCUCAGGUGUGUCAACGGAUCAACUGCUUUUGUGUGCGGAGAGUGUUGAUACCAUGAGGAGGAGGAUUUGGGACUCGCCGCAAGUGGCGAGGAAUCGUGUUUCUUGCCCAGAUGACAGUUACCCCAGCUGCGUUACAUGGGGACCAACAGUCCAUGUCAUUGGUGAUGGUAGAAGAACCUCCAAGAUGAUGCGAAUGUGUGUUAAGCCCUCUUACCCGAACUACUUUAGACCCAGCGUCGCUCCUUGUUUUGUUGACCGGUAUUCUAAGUGUGACGUAUGCUGCCCCGUGUGGACGUGACUACCCUGCUCGACCAGUGAACACCUGACCGACUGUUCAUAAUUACUGUGCACUUCUAACUUGCUGGUAGCUUUUCAAUAAACAUUUAG